Molecule: messenger RNA, 1452 nt
Organism: Alternaria incomplexa
Lineage: Eukaryota; Fungi; Ascomycota; Dothideomycetes; Pleosporales; Pleosporaceae
Exons: 3
Coding region: 1-1452 (483 amino acids)
Biological process (GO): nucleotide-excision repair
Cellular component (GO): transcription factor TFIIH core complex; transcription factor TFIIH holo complex
Molecular function (GO): ATPase activator activity; double-stranded DNA binding
Source: RefSeq, a predicted model, not a curated record
AUGUCGGCUUCAUCUUCAUCUCAGGCGCUGGAAUACCUCGAGGGUCUGCCUGUCGCGACACACCGGCGGCUGUAUGAGCAGCCUUCCACCGUGCUGGCGGUGCUCCGCUGCAUGCUUCCGCAUCUUGCCAAAUCCAUAGUCUUUGCGAUGCUCUACAGACCCUCAUCCUUCCCCGUAGCCGACAUGGACGCCUGGUUCAAGCCUUCCGCUAGGAAAGAGAAGGAACAGGCUCUCUUUACCCUCGAACGCCUACACAUCAUUGCCCCUGCUAAACAGGACGACGGUACCUUCUCGUGGACUAUCAGCAAAGACUUCCAGGGCAGCCUACGAAACGCCCUCGAGGGCUCCGGUACCCACCGCUCGUUCGGCGUGCCGGCGACCAGAGAAGAGAGCGGCGGAAAGCGGUUAAGCAUCGACUUCCUCGACGAAUACUCGCGAUCGCAAUGGGAGGGUAUACUCUAUUACUUGGUGAGCGGCGCGGCUGGACUUAGCAGAGACAGCAUCGAGAGAGCAGAAGUCGGUCCUGGAACGAAGAAGCUGCUACAUACCGGUGACCUUGUGAGGACCGUACAUGGAAGUCCAAGGAUUACCAAAGACGGCUUCUCUUUUGUGCUGCAAGAGACGAACGCCCAAGUCUGGAGUCUGCUCAUCGUCUACCUGAAAAUGACCAACGAACUCGGCAUGUCCGAAACCGAAGUGUUAUCCUUCCUCUUCAUGCUUGGUUCCCUAGAACUAGGCCAAGACUAUUCCACAUCCACGCUCUCCCCCACCCAAUCUCAGAUGCUCGAGGACCUCUCCUCCAUGGGCCUUGUCUAUCGUUCGGACAAGAACGCGCGAACCUUCUACCCCACGCGCCUCGCCACAACCCUGACCUCAGAUUCCGGCAGCGCCAUGUCCGCCUCCUCCAACGACAUCGCCCAAGCCUCCCAAGGCAACGCCGGCCCCUCGGCAUCCGCAAACAAGGGCUUCAUCAUCAUCGAAACAAACUAUCGCCUCUACGCCUACACAAACAGCCUCAUCCAAAUCGCCAUCUUAUCCCUCUUCACCAAACUCCAACAUCGCUUCCCCAACCUCGUCUCCGGCAAACUCACCAAAGAAUCCGUCCACAAAGCCGUUCAAUCAGGCAUCACGUCGAGCCAAAUCAUCUCCUAUCUGACGACCUACGCGCAUCCUCAGAUGCAGAAGACUAUUCCCUACAUCCCGCCCACGGUCAUGGAUCAAAUCCGACUAUGGGAAUACGAAGGCGAGCGUGUGGAGACUACAACGGGAUACUUGAUGCGCGAAUUCGGCUCCGAAUCAGAGUACAGGGAUGUGCUGGGGUAUGCGGGUGCGCUCGGUGUGCUGGUGUGGCAGAACGACGCGAAUCGCUGUUUCUUUGUGAGUCAGGUGGAGCAGAUUAGUGCGUAUCUUAAGAAGAAGAAGGAGACUAGGGAUAUUGCUCGGGGACGGUAG